Molecule: messenger RNA, 746 nt
Organism: Erythranthe guttata (spotted monkey flower)
Lineage: Eukaryota; Viridiplantae; Streptophyta; Magnoliopsida; Lamiales; Phrymaceae
Source: RefSeq, a predicted model, not a curated record
CAGGCACUUUUUUACCAUGGUUUUUUACUUUUUUACCAUAACUAUUUACCUUUUGUACUAUUCCUACCAAAUCCUAUAAAAUAUAAAACUCAACAUUCAAAGUGAAAAAUUUCAGAUAUUCAACAAUUUUUGCGAUGGAUCCAAACAACUUAGACCCGAAUGAAGUAUACAUAGAUGUGGAUGAAGAUAUUGAAACAUUCGAGCUACAUGAUUUCAGUGAAUUUUUCACAAUUUCGACUGCAUUUGAUAGUAAAGAUGCACUAGUCGAGUGGGCGAUGAAUAUGGCCAUCAGUCAUGGACAUGAGAUUAGGCGACAGUCUUACCACGAGGGCCGACAAUAUUUGACUUGCAAAAGAGCCUAUAAGAGUCGAGGAAAAAAUGCAGAGGUCGAAACAAGCCGGAAGUCCGGUUCAAUAAAGUGUAAAUGCCCUUUUGCGCUAUGGGGUAAAGAGGGUCGUGAUGGAUUAUGGCGCCUUACCAUCAAAAAUGGCAAGCACAAUCAUAAUCCUCAUAAAUAUCCACAAGGACUACGUUCGCUAAGUCGCCUGACUGAAGAGCAACGAGAAGUGACAAAGAUACUGAAAAAGAGCCAUGUGAAGCCGAAGGAAAUUUUGCAUCAUCUGAGGCAGAUGAAUCCGGAUACGGCUGCGUCCUUGAGAGAAGUGUACAAUGAAUCACAGAAAAUUAGACGAGAGGAAAUGAAAGGAAAAACAGUUAUACAACAUCUGUGGCACGAACUAGUGUGA